Messenger RNA from Lucilia sericata (common green bottle fly), 2208 nucleotides. Its product is annotated as serrate RNA effector molecule homolog. The record is from RefSeq and is a predicted model, not a curated record. Gene Ontology annotation, molecular function: nucleic acid binding. The coding region runs from base 15 to 1733 and encodes 572 amino acids. Gene Ontology annotation, biological process: primary miRNA processing; mRNA processing. The transcript is spliced from 3 exons. Gene Ontology annotation, cellular component: nuclear body. NCBI's taxonomy places the organism in Eukaryota, Metazoa, Arthropoda, Insecta, Diptera, Calliphoridae.
AAGAUGAUGUAGAGAUGGAAGACAAGAAAAAGGAAGAAGAAAAGAUGGAGGAAGACAAAGAAGAGGAGAAAGAAAAGGAAGAUUCCGAAGAGAAAAAGGAAGAAAAGGAGGUAACAAAUGAUGAAGAAACUAAGGAUAAAGAAGAGGUUAAAGAAAAUGGCGAAGAAACCGAAAGUAAAGCCUUAACAAAUGACGCAGAAGAAAAACCUGAAAAACUAGAAGGUGAAGAAAAAUCUGAAGAUAAAAGUGCAGAUACUUCUUUAGAAGAAGACAAAGAGGAAAAGAAAGAGGAAGCAGAAAAAGAAGAGGCUAAAUUGGAAGAAGAAGAAAAAGCCAAGGAUGAAGAACAACCUGAAACUAUAGAUUUGGACAAGGUUAAGGAUGGACCACAACCAAGAGCAUUACAUCGCACCUCUUCCAUAUUCUUGCGUAAUUUGGCACCCUCCAUAACCAAGGCAGAAAUCGAGGCGGUGUGUCAAAAAUUCGAUGGUUAUUUACGUGUAGCUAUAGCCGAUCCUUUGGUAGAAAGACGCUGGUAUCGCCGAGGCUGGGUGACCUUCAAACGUGAUGUUAACAUCAAAGAAAUCUGUUGGAAUUUAAAUAAUACACGUCUGCGUGAUUGUGAAAUGGGAGCCAUCGUCAAUCGUGAUCUAAGUCGUAGAGUAAGACCUGUAAAUGGCAUGACCGCACACAAGACCAUAGUACGAGCAGACAUUAAGUUGUGUGCUAAAAUCGCAAUGAAUUUGGAUGAGAAAUUUAAGUUAUGGCAAGCUGAAAAGGAAGAAAAUAAAGAAGAAAAUGCCUCUAGCGCCACCGAAGCCAAUGCCUCAACAGCCCCAGAUGCCAAUAACGAGCUUAACAAUUCUUCCUCUUCGUAUGGUUUCAAAACUAAUAAUCCUGUUUUGCAAAACAUUACCGAUUUCCUAAUCGAAGAAGCCUCCGCCGAAGAGGAAGAACUUUUGGGAAUCUCGGGUGACAACAAGGACUCGGAAGGAGAAGCCAUCGAAAGAGAUCCUCAGCUGCUAACAGUACUCGACAAUCUUAUCUUAUAUUUGCGUAUUGUACACUCAGUAGACUUUUACAAUCACUGUGAGUAUCCCUAUGAAGAUGAAAUGCCCAAUCGUUGUGGCAUUAUACACGCUCGCGGUCCACCACCAGCUAAAGUUUCUCAGAACGAUAUGCAAGAUUAUAUUAAAAAUUUCGAAAGUAAAAUGCAAACUUUCCUUGCCAAGAGCACACCCAUCGAAGAGGAAGAAUUGAAAAAUCUUGGCAGCAAAGAUACCGAAGCCGAAGUAGAGAAAUUCAUUCAAGCCAAUACCCAAGAAUUGGCUAAAGACAAAUGGUUGUGUCCCCUGUCCGGCAAGAAAUUCAAAGGUCCCGAAUUUAUACGCAAACAUAUAUUCAAUAAACAUGCCGAAAAGGUUGAAGAGGUGCGCAAAGAAGUUGAAUUCUUUAAUAAUUAUCUUAAGGAUCCCAAGAGGCCACAAUUACCAGAACAUCCUGGUAAUAAUAAACGUACAACGUCGGAAUCCAGUGGAGGUUACAGAGCACCUGUAUAUCCACCCGCUUACGCACCACCCUAUGCAGCUUAUGCACCACCUCUUAUGAUACCAGGACGUGGUGCUCGGGGUUUUGGUGGUCCAGGACGCAGAGAAUUGCCCAUAGAACAUCAACGUCGUAUAAUCGGUUAUCAUGAUUUGGAUGCUCCAGCCAAUUUUGAUAUUUUCGACUAAAUUGAAAAGAAAAUGUUUAAUAGAAGUUGGUUGUUAAUGAUGGUGUUUUUGUGUCUGUGUGUGGCUCCUACUACUAUCUAUCUAUAAAAUUUAAAGUAGAAAAUGUUUUCCAAACUAUAAAUCGGCACUUUUUUUUAAACAAUUUGACCAACCGGCCGUGUUUGUGUUCUAUUUAACUUUUAGAUUUUCUGUAAAUUUGUUUAAACUUUAUUAAUUUUCUUCUUUUUUUUUCUCUUGUAAUGUGUGGUACCAUUUAACUGUUUUAUCUUUAAUUUAAUUAGAGAAAAUUUAUUUUUUAAAAAACAAAUUUCAUUUCCAAACAAUUAUUUUUUUAAAUAUUUAAUAGUAAUGGUAAUAUUUUAAUAUUAAUAACAAUAGUGUAGUGUUAUGAAGCAAAAUAAACUAACUUUAAUAAUAAUAUUUCAUUAAAAUAAUAAAUAAAACCAAAAAAACCUAAACUACAUGGAAAUGUAGU